Meloidogyne enterolobii is the source of this 653-nucleotide messenger RNA. NCBI's taxonomy places the organism in Eukaryota, Metazoa, Nematoda, Chromadorea, Rhabditida, Meloidogynidae. The record is from the annotation of a GenBank genome assembly.
UUGAGUAUAAUUUUCGAAUUUGUUUAACAAUCAUUUUUUCAUUUUUAGUUUUUCUUAAUUUAUUUUAAAAAAUUAUGGGACGUAGAAAUCCUUUAAAACGUUUGUUCGGCAACCCAAACAAUGUUAAAUCUGAAAUUGUGGAUUUACCUUAUUCACUAAAUGGAGAUAUCCGAGAAUUGCUACUCAAAAUUGAUGUCAAUGACAAUAAUGCACUUGCAAUUGCGAAUGUUCCAUAUUAUAUAGAUGGGAAUAUCUUGAGAAAAAUAUUUUCUGACAUUCUCGAAGCACCAUUAACAAAUAUACAAUUUAUUACUUCUACAGCACCAAAUAAUGAUAUGAAAUCAGGCUAUAGAUCAGGCCGCAUCUUCUUCAAUACAAUUCAAGAUAAACGGCGAGCUUUUGAAACUGCCAAAUUAAUUAAAAAAGAGGGAAGGACAGUUGAACUUGAAAAGUUUGGAGUGAAAUUGCCAGCUUGGCACAAUUUAGCUGGAAAGGCAUUAAAAAGAGAGCACAAUCAAAUUGGGGAGGACGGUGAAGAAUUACCAAAAGCGAAAAAAAUCAAAAAUGAAAACAAUGAUGAUUGGACGUUAGUAACAAGUAAACACAAAUUCUCAUUUCGAGGGAAAAUUAAUCAAAAUGUUAAAGGCAAGUAA